Molecule: messenger RNA, 1768 nt
Organism: Drosophila busckii
Lineage: Eukaryota; Metazoa; Arthropoda; Insecta; Diptera; Drosophilidae
Product: protein a6
Exons: 2
Coding region: 398-1744 (448 amino acids)
Source: RefSeq, a predicted model, not a curated record
AACAGCACGGAGAAAAUAUAACAAAACAAAACGAAAUCCGUACGUAGUGCAACAAUACACGUAUUUAAAUCGAAGCAUUGCGUUCAUUGAUGAAAUAUGCACAUGCAGCUAUGAAAAUGAAACAAAAGGUAUGCGUUUAGUCACUGCACUCAGCUAUUUUGGAGAGAAUCUUGGAUGUGUUGACGCAAUUAUGCAAGUUGCAGCAACUGCCGCAAAAACCAACUGUACCUAGUGCUGGGUACCGCUGAGCCAGCGCCUGCUGCGACUGCAACUGCCGCUGGUCAAUGCUUUGGAUGUUUUGUAUACGAACAAGCAAGGCAGCAAACAAAUAAAUUUAUAGUAUAACAUUAACAACAGCAGCAGCAGCAGCAGCUGGCAGCCAACAACAGCCAACACAAUGACUACAAAACAUUCCGAACCGUUUUACAUCUCAGCCAACUUGUUUGAUAACAGGCGUCUGAAGCGACGCAUCUGCAAAUGGAUGGAGCGCGUACGCGAGCGGCGGCAACAUGCGUACAGCAUGGCCCAGGCACUGGCUUCCAACUCAAAGACUGAGCAGCAGCUACGACGGCAGCGUUGCCAGCUUAUGCUGCCGCGCCGACAUGUGGCUGCUGCACUGCCCGUGGACAUAACCAUCGAUCUGUUAUCGGACGAUAGCGCAGACGACAGCAAUGAACUGCCAGCAGCAGCGCCACCAGCUGUUGAAAUUUCAUUGGCCAACAGUCGCAGCAGCCGCAACAAUCUCUAUGCUGGCAGUUUGACACUGUCGCGUACGCCAAACAUCACCUUGGUGCCAGUUGAGCUGGCACCAGCACAGAGCAGCUCCUCGCUGCUGCUAAUGCCAGCAGCAGCAGCAGCAGCAGCUCAAAGUGGCAGCAAUUGCAAGCGUCGUCGCUAUGGCCAUGUCACAUCCACAACAACGCAGUCAAGCAGAUUAAACGAAAGCAUAUUGCUGACAAGCGACGAGGAAGAAGAGCUCAACGAGCAGCAGCAGCUGGAGCAGCAGAGCGUACAGUUUAACUAUCGCUCAAUGCGUUCGCCGCCGCCGCUGGCACCGCUGACAUUUAGCGAAACCAUUGAGGAGGUUACAGUGUCGCUGGUGCCGCGUAGCGCCACCACUGCCAAUUGCCAAGCGCGCCACAGUCGCGGCCAUAGCUCGAAUGGCUACAGCACGCCGACGACCACAUCGCCGCCGCAAAGCAAUUACGAUGACAGCGGCUUUCUCAAAGUGGAUGUCAGCUGUCCCACGCUGCCGGAUGAGACCACCGUGCACACAGUCAUUGCGAAUCGCAUCUACGAGCUGUCGCUGAGCAAACUGCGUGAGGGACUCGCGUCCAGCGGCGUCUCGGAAUAUGCCAAUCAUCAUUUGCCGCAGCAGCUGAAGAAGCUGUCGCCAGCUAUGCGCGCCAAGGUGGCGCCCAUGGUGCCAGCUCCACAGGCACAGGCGCCCAUAUCGCUGAAGCUGUCAAGUGAUCUGAGCAUAUCACUGAUCUCGGACGACGACGAGUGCGGCGAAAGUGGCGGCGGCGGCGGCGCCAUCCACCAAAGCGCCAUCAGCUGUGGCAAGCAGCCAGUGGCAGCAGCUGAGGCGCAUGCCGCCGCACGGCUGCUAAAGAAACAGCAGCCACAAUUGUCGGUCGUACAACAUCUGCAGUAUCCCGGACAUGUGACGCCGGUGGCAUUGCCAGUGGUGGUGGCGACACUAGCAACGCCCACAACGCAGCGGCGACGCAAGCUGGGCUGAUGCUCAAUGGGGCAUCAUCAAAUC